This is a messenger RNA of Botrytis porri, 615 nucleotides long. RefSeq lists its product as uncharacterized. The record is from RefSeq and is a predicted model, not a curated record. The transcript has a single exon. Lineage: Eukaryota; Fungi; Ascomycota; Leotiomycetes; Helotiales; Sclerotiniaceae. Bases 1 to 615 code for a protein of 204 amino acids.
AUGGCAUUCCAACCCACCCAAACCUGGUAUCCAUCAUACAACGACAUCCAGCCAAACCCCGACUCACCUUUCAGCAAUGCCACCCCCCAAAUCCUCGAUAUCCCUUUGAAUUUUCAAGAAAUACACUAUAGAGAGAUCUGCGGCAUGUUAAAAUACACUCAAGACAAUACGCGACAAGUCACGAAAGAUAAGAAGAAAUACUCCCGAGAACUUCAGGUUGCAUUGAUGAGAUUGAAUGUGGGAGGAGGAGAGGGAAGAGAUGGAAGGGAGAGAUUGAGGAAAGUGGCUGUGUUGCGAAAAGUAGUGCGGUCACAUCAGGAUUAUAAGAAAAAUUUGAUGCAGUGUGAGAGUGAGUUGUGGAGGAAGGAAAAUGAGUUGAGGAAAAUGUUGAGAUUGCAGGUGAGGGAGAAUGGGAAUAAGGAUUAUUAUGAGGGGAGAAAUUGGUGGUUUGUGGCGGGGGAAGAGGAAAGUGAUGAGGAGGAUGACGACGAUGACGACGAUUAUGAGGAUGACGACGAUGACGAUGACGAAGACGAAGUUGAAGGGACGAAGGAAAUGGAACUAGAGUGCUGGAGUGAGGAAGAUGAGGAUUUGGAAAUGAAGAUGGAAGGAUGA